AUUCUUCAGAUGUCAGAGGAGCCGCUGGAUGAGCUGGACCUCAAGAAAUACAACACAUCAGAUGAGGGGAGAAGAAGACUGGUACCAGCUGUGAUCAACUGCACAAAAGCUCUACUUGCUGGCUGUAAUUUUACUGGUCAGUCUUGUGAGAGUUUGUCUUCAGCUCUACAAUCCUCAAACUCUGUCCUGAGAGAGCUGGAUCUGAGUAACAAUGAUCUGCAGGAUUCAGGAGUGAAGCUGCUCUCUGAUGGACUGAAGAGUCCAAACUGUCAGCUGGAGAUACUGAGGUUGUCUGGAUGUAUGGUGACAGAUGAAGGCUGUGGUUAUGUGUCUUCAGCUCUGAUUUCAAACCCCUCACACCUGAGAGAGCUGGAUCUGAGCUACAAUCACCCGGGAGAUUCAGGAGGCCAGCUGCUCAACCACAAACUGCAGGAUCCAACCUAUAAACUGCAGAUACUCAAUUUGGACCAUGGAGGACAUUUUAGGAUCACACCAGGUCUGCGGAAAUAUGCCUGUGAUAUCACACUGGAUCCAAACACAGUGCACACUCAACUCAUCCUUUCUGAAGGGAACAAAAAAAUAACAUGUGUGAAAGAGCAUCAGCCAUAUCCUGAUCAUUCAGAGAGAUUUGAGCGCUUUGAGCAGAUUCUGUGUAGAGAGAGUCUGACUGGACGCUGUUACUGGGAGGCUGAAUGGAGCGGCUCCGGUCAUGUAGCAGUGGCAUAUAAAGGAAUCAACAGGAAGGGAGGAAUUGAUUGUUGGUUUGGACUCAAUGAAAAGUCCUGGAAUAUUUACUGUUGUGAUACGAUUUACACUGUCUGGCACAAUAAUAAGAGCACUGAUAUUCCUCGCUCUUCAUCCUCUAAUAGAGUAGGAGUGUAUCUGGACUGGUCGGCUGGCACGCUGUCCUUCUACAGCAUCUCUGACACACACACACUCACACACUUACACACAUUCAACACCACAUUCACUGAACCCCUCUAUGCUGGGUUUAAGGUUUAUCCUGAUUCUUCAGUGUUUCUAUGUCAGAUUUAACAACAUUCCUGUGAGGAACUGCAGAGACACAAGUGGACGCCUAACUUAGAGCAAAUAAAGAACGUUCAAAUUUCUUAUUUAUUUGGCUCUUGGCAGCCAUAUACAUAAUAUUUUCUAAAAAAACACACACACACACACACAAAAAAAACGCAUCAAAUAAUUUCUACAUAUAGUGCGCAAGUAACGGGAUAUUAAUAGUGGCCAAGUAAAAAUAGAACACUAGGCUUUGAAUUUAAAGAUGAAUUUGAAUUCAAAACUUUCUGAGCAGUUUCACUCCAAUGAAAACAGUGGCAUUCAGUGCAUCAA
Molecule: messenger RNA, 1341 nt
Organism: Sinocyclocheilus anshuiensis
Lineage: Eukaryota; Metazoa; Chordata; Actinopteri; Cypriniformes; Cyprinidae
Product: NACHT, LRR and PYD domains-containing protein 12-like
Exons: 5
Coding region: 10-1035 (341 amino acids)
Molecular function (GO): protein binding
Source: RefSeq, a predicted model, not a curated record